GAGUCAUUUUCGCUAGCUGCAAAUAAAAGAGAAAAAAAGGGGGAAAGAGAGAACUGGGGCUAGGCUCGCUUAUAAUAUAAAGUUAUUAGUAAAAGGAGGAAAGGGGAAAAAAGAGGAUAUUGAGGAAUAAAAAUGUGCGUCUUCCUAGUUUCGAACUCAGGUCCACCAAGCCCCGAGAGCCUUCACCAGCAAACAUGAACCGUAGAACCUGCGUGUCUCUUGAUUAGGAAUUCCAUUUAACCAGUUUUAAAGAAUUAAGAGGACCUGACCUAUUUGUAUUUCAUCCUGCCUGCUUCAACGCUGUAAAGAAGAGUUAAAGAGUGCUACUAGGGUUUAACGAAUUGCGGAGGCAAAAAUGGGAGGGAAAGGGAAGAAGAGAAGAGAGAAGAAUUACAGAGCAGCUCAUGGAGGCACUACUAAACUUCCUCCCCCACCCACCACUACUUCCAUAGAUGCUAUUCCCACGAAGCUUCGUCAAAUUAUGGGGUUUUCAGGGGAUGGGAAAGUUUCAUUGAAUAAUGCAGACAGGAAGAAAGGAGAUGGUGGUGGCAGUGCUAAUGGGAAGAAACUAAGUUCAGAAGAUCAAGUUCAAGCUAAAAAUGUGGGUCACAAGAGGAAAGAUGGCAUGCACAGUUUGAGUGGUGUUGGAGCAGCAGAAGGUAAUGCACAUCAGAAGAGAAAUAAAAAUAGAAAAAGGAAAGAAGUGAAGGAUCUUCGGUUUGACACGACUGAGCUGGGCAUUACUAGUUCAAAGAGAAAGGAGCGAAAGAAACAGCGUUUGGCCGAAAUGAAAAAGAAACACAAAAAGGCCAAUACUGAUGAAAACAUGGAUUUUCCUGGCCGUGAAGAAAUCAAAUUUGGUGAAGUCGUUGAAGCUCCACCUAAGCUUGUUGCAGUUCCAAAGGCAUUCAAGAAUAAUGCACUUGAUGCUUCAAAAGAAAGACUUCGAUUGCAAGCAGUUGAGGCCUAUAGGCAGCGGAAAGGAUGGACAUCAAGACUGGGGAUUCAGAUUUCCCCACCAGUCACAGAGUCUCCAUUGGUAUAGUAGUUACCCCAGUGACAGCUAGCUGGAUGAGUUACAGACCUGAUGCCCUGCAAAAGAUCUACACUCUGCACCAUAUAAUGUCCGAAGUAGAAGUGAGGAAAUACCUGUCACAGGAAAAGUCAAAAGAAAAAAAUAAGGGAGAAGUGGAGAGUAUCGAUUUAAUUAUACAGUAUAUGGGUCUUUCUUGUAGUUUAUUAGCAUCAAUGUCGCCGGAGGAAUGUACAUGGAUGUAUUAUAGAUGCUAAUUCACUUUAUUCAGGUUAGCACUGCAUUACCUAUAUUGUCAACCGGGCUGUGUUUAUUUUCAUCAUCUUUUGUAUCUUUAUAUGAGUUCCUUUUGCUGAAUCCAA
Messenger RNA from Capsicum annuum, 1395 nucleotides. RefSeq lists its product as uncharacterized. NCBI's taxonomy places the organism in Eukaryota, Viridiplantae, Streptophyta, Magnoliopsida, Solanales, Solanaceae. Bases 356 to 1045 code for a protein of 229 amino acids. The record is from RefSeq and is a predicted model, not a curated record. The transcript is spliced from 5 exons.